GUCUAUGAAGAAGGCCGCGAUGACACUAAAAAAGAAGAUAAGGAUGAAGGGAUUCUUCCUCCAGUUACUCAAGAUGAAAAAGCGAACCUUGACCAAUUGAUCUCCAAUCAACACUUUACCCAACCUCCACCCCGAUAUAGUGAAGCAAGCCUGGUAAAAAAACUGGAAGAAUUGGGAAUUGGGCGCCCAUCGACUUACGCUUCCAUUCUCCAUACACUUCAGGAUCGAAAUUAUGUUCGUCUUGAAAAGCGUCGUUUUUGGACAGAAGCCAGAGGACGAAUCGUUACCUCCUUUUUGACACAUUUCUUCAAACAAUAUGUAGAAUAUGACUUCACAGCAAAACUUGAAGAUCAGUUGGAUGAUAUUUCUAGUGGAUCUUUUUUAAAAUGGAAAGAUAUUUUAAAUGAUUUUUGGACGCAGUUUAAAGCACGCACAGGCGAGGUUUCAGAAGUCCGCACUACUGAAAUUAUCGACACUUUAAAUGAAGAUCUUCUGGACCUUUUUGUCGAAGAUCGAGCAUGUCCAGAGUGUAAAACAGGUUCUUUAAGCUUGAAAAAUGGACGUUUUGGCGCCUUUAUCGGAUGCUCCCGUUAUCCGGACUGUGGGUAUACCCAACAACUCUCUUCUGGUUCGAAAAAAGAAGAAGGAGACGCCCCAGAAGACAAUAAACUUCAGCUAGAACGUGUUGAGCCUAAACUCCUUGGAACAGAUCCGGAAUCUUCUGAUGAAAUUACCUUGCGUAAAGGACCGUACGGUUUUUAUUUUCAGUGGGGUGAAGCAAAAGGACGUGGCAAAGGGAAACCCAAACGUGUUGGAUUGCCAAAAGGGUAUACACACGAACAAGCCAGCUUAGAGUUAGCCCUUUCACUGGCCAGUCUUCCACUAGCUUUAGGGCAAGAUCCGGAUUCCGGAGAAGAAGUUUCUGCAGGUUUAGGGCGUUUUGGACCUUAUAUUAAAGUUGGAAAAAGCUUCACAUCCCUUCCAAAAACAGAUGAUGUGCUCACCGUUUCUUUAGAACGCGCCUUAGAAGUUGUUAAAGAAGCGCCAAAAAAAACACGUUCAAAAAAGCAAGCUUCUAAGUAA
Molecule: messenger RNA, 1083 nt
Organism: Stylophora pistillata
Lineage: Eukaryota; Metazoa; Cnidaria; Anthozoa; Scleractinia; Pocilloporidae
Product: DNA topoisomerase 1-like
Source: RefSeq, a predicted model, not a curated record